Molecule: messenger RNA, 3346 nt
Organism: Neocloeon triangulifer
Lineage: Eukaryota; Metazoa; Arthropoda; Insecta; Ephemeroptera; Baetidae
Product: SAFB-like transcription modulator
Exons: 17
Coding region: 42-2900 (952 amino acids)
Biological process (GO): regulation of transcription by RNA polymerase II; regulation of mRNA processing
Cellular component (GO): nucleus
Molecular function (GO): RNA binding; sequence-specific DNA binding
Source: RefSeq, a predicted model, not a curated record
CGCAAGUUUUUUUUUCGACAAACGAGCUGGGAAUAGCCAUCAUGUCGGAUGUCGAAAAGCGAAAAUUGUCUCAGGCGCGAGUGGCCGACUUGCGUGCCGAGUUGGAAAAACGUGGCCUCGAUAAGAGCGGAGUCAAGGCUGUGCUUGUUGAACGCCUGGUCGCUUCUCUAGCGUCAGAUGGUUUGAGCAGCUCUGAAAUUGACGAGUACGUUGUCGAAUCUGCACACGACGGCAGCUUUAAGAGGCAAACCAAACGGAGCAGUGUGACACCGUCUAAAUCGAAAGAUGAAGACGAAAUAAUGAACGAGUUGGACGAUCGUCCUGAGGUUCUUGAUUAUGGAGAGAAUGAAGAUUUGGACAACAGCAAUGCCAAAGAUGAUUCUGACGAGCAGGGAAAAGCAUCUGAGAAGUAUACUCCGUAUUCUGCAAAAAGCGCUGAAGCUGACGAUUUCAAAGUUUUGGACGAAGAAGCUUUUGAUGAUGAUGAUGCUGAUGCUGAUAAAGAAGAGCAACAGGAGAAUUGCGUGGAGCAUGACGAUUCCAUUGACCUUGGACUUAAUGAAGACAUGCUGAUAGAAGAGGAAGUAAACAGUUUCGGCGCAGAGUCAGAUGUACCAGCCAGCAAUCAAAACAGGAAGAGACAUCAGCAGGAGAAAGGAAGAAAAAGUCAGUCUUCGUCGGAGGCCAAAGAAGAGGCUCCUCAAAAACCUGAGAGACACCAGGACUCGCACACUGGAGCUGGAGGCAGUAGCAACAGCAGCGGCGGUGGAGGUGACGCCAGUUCCAAGACAAGCGAGAAGAAAACAAGCAGUCCAAAGCAAGAUGGCUCAAACGAGAGGAGCAGCAAAACUCUCGAUGAAAAAUCUUCGUCUGAUUCAAACCAGCCACAGCAAUCUGAGAAAGAAGCAGUAAAUGGAGACAAAUCCCGGAGCUCCGGUUCUCCUAAAGAUAAAUCCAAGAGUACCAGUGACGACAAGCGUGACUCUUCACCAUCUGCUUCCAACAGUAGUGGCCGUAACUUGUGGGUGAGCGGCCUCUCUUCCUCCACUAGAGCUACUGAUCUAAAACAAACUUUUUCUAAAUAUGGAAAAGUUUUGGGUGCCAAAGUUGUCACAAAUGCCAAAACUCCUGGAGCUCGGUGCUACGGAUUUGUCACUAUGGCUAAAAAGGAGGAUGCCCAGCGUUGCAUCCAGCAUCUGGAUAGGACCGAGUUGCAUGGUCGCAUGAUUUCUGUUGAGAGGGCUCGGGGAGAAGCGACUGGUCCAGGACGAGUGAAAACCCCUUCGCCUUCCAAGAAGGAAGGAAAGUUUGACGAUAAGGACAGUGAGAAGAAGGAAUCUUCUUCAAAGUCAAACAGUGAGUCAAGCAAAGAUCAGAGGCGCGAUAGCCGAGAUAGUAAGGGCAAUAAGCCUGUUCGUCAACGUAUCACAGCACCCAGUCCUGGACCAUCCACUGAGAGAUCUGUGUCAAGAAGCGACAGCCGCUCUGAUCAAGGCAAGAAGCGGCCAAGGAGCAUCCCAAGGAGCAUCUCACCUAAGCGACCUGCACCUCCAAGAAGAGUGAACCACUCGCCAGGCGGAGGACUGCACACCAGACGCAGCACCACUGCCGUGCUCACCUUUGCCAGCAUUAAGCAAGCCCGUGAGAGGCAGCGAAUUCGAGAUAGAGAACGCGAAGAUAGGGAGCAUGCCAGACGUCGAGAAGAGGAAGUGCGCAGAUUGGAGAGGAGGCAGCGGGAGGAGCAGCAGAAACUCGAAAGAGAGAAGGAGGAGUUGCGACUUGAAAGAGAGAGAAUAGAAAAGGCUCGUAAGGAUAUAUUACGGCUGGAGAGGGAAAAAGCCAAGCUCGAACGGGAAAGGUUGGAAUGGGAACGAGAAGAGCUCAAGAGGCAACAGCAAAAGCUGCGUGAGCUUGCAGAGCGUCCUCCUCUCUUAACCUCUUCGCACACCCCUUCCGUGUCAGCUUCUAGGCCCUGGAGUUCUUACUCUUCCGUUGGCCAGUCUGAUCAGAGAUUUGAUGACGUUCGUCGUAGUUCCAGUAACGUGACUGGGACCAAAAGGCAGGGCAGCCACCACAGUGCUGACUACUACGAGGAAAGGGCUGCCAAAAGACCUGUGCCCUCUAGCUCGGAUGAACGUCGGGUGAACUAUGACAGUGCCCAAGCGGUGCCUCCACCACCAAGAUUCAGCUCCAUACCAACGUCUUCAUCAUCAAUGAAGAGACCUGCUGACAGCCGCAGAGAUCACAAUUUUGCUAAUCGCAAUAGCAGCAGUGCUUUCGAGAGAACUUCAACCAGUGUCACUAGUGGCUCUGUUGGUUAUGACCGCACAACAACUUCUUCGGGACGAAGGGAAGGCUUCUUUCCUAGCUCUUCGAGCAGCAGUGCUGGCAGGGUUGUUGAACCUUCCAGGCGCGAAGUAGAACCGACGGCUAGAGGAAAAGAUGAAAGAUAUAGAGACACAAGUAGGCCAACGGUCCGCAACAAUGAUCGCCAGCUUAGUGGAAGGGAACCUGGUAAUAUGUACAUGAGGGGUCCACCACCUAGCGCCAGCAUCUCUUCAUCUUCCUCUCGUCCUAGGGAGCGCUAUGGUGAAGGAGUGGGACGUGGUACGAGCCGCAUAGCUGGCUCUAGUGCUGCAAGAGAGCCCUGGCUCGACAGAAAAAGUGACAAUAGCACCAGUGAUUGGCCAAGGAGCACUGAUACAUCCUCUGCAGACAGGUGGUCUAGCAACAAUGUCGGCAGUCGUGGUGGUGGAAAUAUUUACAACCCUGCAGUGUCCAACCUCGGAAUAGGUUUGGGAGCUAUGGGAGGAGCCCCUCAAACUACCACCUUGUAUGGGUCUAGCGAAAGAUUUGAUGCAUACAAGCAGCCCAUGGGUGGUUCUCUAAGGAAAUACUAAUCGACGCAGAAAAAAAUGUAACUUUCAUUAUGCCAAUCAUUUUUUUAAUUUUGUUUUUACACAGCCUGGGAAAACUGGUUUUAUUUUAAGCGUAGUGACUAAGUUUAUGUUUGAACUAAGAACUGUUUGUGAAAAGUUCGUCCCAGGAUGUGUCGAGUGCAUUCUACGUAAAACCCAAUACGUAAAUUUACCACACAUAACCUAUUCAAAUGUACAUUUUGCAUGGUAUUGGGAGUUAAAAUAAUAUCAUAAUUAUACUGAGUUAGAGAUCACUUUACAAUGUACUAUGUUUGAGAAAUAAUAAACGAUGUCAUUGGAAUUUGACAGGAUGAGAAUCAAUUGUUGCGCAGAAUAUUUGACUAAGCACAAUGUACAUCAAUUGUUGAGUGCGACAAACUGUAUCUAACCAUGAUAAAGAAAUUAUGGAAAUUAUUUCCAAAAUUACA